GCGGGGCGGCAGCGGCAGCCAUGGCGGCGGCCGUGGUUCCGCAGACGGACAGCAUUCGCAGGGCCGUGCUGCUGCUCAACGCCGUGGAUUCGGGUCGGUUCCCGCGCCUGCUGUCCCGUCUGCUGCAGAGAUUGCAUCUGAAGGCUGAAACCAGCUUCAGUGAAGAGGAGGAAGAAAAACUCCAGAUAGCUUUUUCACUGGAAAAGCAAGAUCUUCAUCUAGUUCUUGAAGCCAUAUCAUUUAUUUUGGAGCAAGCUGUUUAUCACAAUUUGAAGCCUGCUUCACUGCAACAACAGCUGCAGAGCAUCCACCUGGACCAAGACAAAGCUGAGGCAUUCGCUAGUGCAUGGGCAGCUGCGGGUCAAGAGACAAUUGAGAAGUUCAGACAGAGGAUUUUGACCCCUCAGAAGCUUGAAACAGUUGGUUGGCAGCUUGAUCUUCAAAUGUCUGCAUCCACGCAAGCGAAGCUGAAAUCUCCUCGAGCUGUGCUGGAGCUGGGUGUGAGCAAUGAAGACUCAAAGGUUCACCAACCACCGGAGACCAGGCUGCCCAGAAAUUUGGCAUGAGAGGAGAAAAAAGCAAGCUGUGGUUAAAAAUGCAAUUAACACCGCUUAACUGCAAUGAUUCAGAAUUUGUAAUGUUUGAUAGCAUUUCUAAAUCUGACAAAAUGGAAACAGGCUAGUAUGAUAGGGAAGUUGCUUUUGUUUCCAUUCUUAUAUUUAAGCAAAUGAAGAGAACGUUUAGAAAAUAGCCAGUUGCAAACUGGUGUGUUUGCUUUUGGAUGUGUAUGACUGUUCUCUUUGACUGUGUAAUUAGGUUUCAAGUUUGCUGUUGAGCUGCAGCACUAGCGGGAUCAUUUUUUGGCUGUAAGAUGAAGUAGCCAGUAGAGGGCGUAGAAAUUAAUCCUGGUAAUGUGCACCAAUUAUGAUGUAGAUUUGCAAACAAAGACUGAUCCAGAAAAGUAAGUGCUGUGUAGAUUAGCAUCUCUGUUUGUCCGAAUGGUUUAAUAAUGAUCUGUGUAGGCACACAGUUGUAUGUUCUUUCCCACUGUUCAUACAGCAGUUCCCUGGGCCAUCUAUAGGAAAAGAGUUUUCUGAGCAGCUAGAGCAAUUCCCCACAGCCACAGAAGCCGUAUGCAAAAACUGUGGUAGAGCUUGUACAAAAGGUCUGUGGGCUUCAGAAAUGUCACAUUAUCUGUGCAGAAUAACUUCCCAGAGAAAUGUGACAAGUAAGAGAGUGUUCUGCUGUACUUGUUCAUUAGGAAUAUGAAGUGAGAUACUUUAUCAUGUAAGAUACUCACUAUUGUGCAUUUUUACAAAUGAUGUAUAGCUUGCAUUUAUGCUUGAAAGUUGCUAGGAUAAAUUAACUAUUGUUGCCUAGUGUUGUCUCUCAGGUCUUUUUUGUAAACUGGCUUCAUUAAAUACUCAAAUUUAAUCACAGUUUUUCCUAUGGAAGGUAUUGCUCUUCUUUUUUCCCUCUUCUUUAUUUUUGUGUACAGUUUCCUUUUUAACCAUUAAGGACUUCCUGAUAGCCUGCCUUUGAGGGAGUUAUUUUUCCUUUGAGUGGGAAUGCUAUGAAUAGAUUCCUUCUGAGAGUUCAUUACUGUUUAUUGUAUUUCUUCUUUAUUCUGACAUCUGAAGAAUGUUGUGAUGUUUUGUAUGCCAGUGCAAGACAAAAAUUAUAAAAGUGCUGCUUUAUUAAAUCUGCCAAUGCAAUAC
Molecule: messenger RNA, 1718 nt
Organism: Lagopus leucura (white-tailed ptarmigan)
Lineage: Eukaryota; Metazoa; Chordata; Aves; Galliformes; Phasianidae
Gene: COMMD10
Product: COMM domain containing 10
Exons: 6
Coding region: 21-566 (181 amino acids)
Source: RefSeq, a predicted model, not a curated record